UGUUUCCUGCAUAGCAGUCAGUACAUUUCAUUAUACCCUGGGACAUUUCCGUUGAGUCAAUUUUAGUUUAGUACAUUUCAGUGUAUUUUUUUCUUGUGAGGUCUGAGGCAGCCGUCAGGUGACAUCUUGUUGAAAUGACUCCCUCGGUAUAAGGCUGCUGAUGUGUCUGUUUUACAUGCUCCUCCCAGCUGGUGCUCCCGGAGUAUCUCAUCCAUGUGUUCUUCUGCGUGAUGUUCCUGUGUGCUGCGGAGUGGCUCACCCUGGGCCUCAACAUGCCACUGCUGGCCUACCACGUCUGGAGGUACGUUCAAGGGGUUUUAUUUGUCACUUUAAACUAUAAACUCAUGCCAUUUUGUUUCCCCCAGUGAAAACGGUACAGUAAACAAACGCUUACACACUCACACAUGCAUUCUCUGUUCACAUUCUAACCCUUAUAUAUUUCUGCUGCAACGUUGACCUUCCAAUGGCAAUUUUCAUGAUUUGUUGAAAACAAUAUAAUGAAUCUCAGCCUGGAUGACUGAUUAAAAAAAAAAAAAAAUGUAAUUGACUUAACCAUGCUGACUACAGCUAAAGGUAUCAUGUUUUCAAUCAGGUUUGUGAGCAAAUGUGUCCUGUUUCUUAUAAAUAAGCAUAAAUGUUUCAAUGUUUUUGUAGGUUUACAAGUAAAUGUUUGUUUCUUUGCAGGCACAUACUCUUCACUUUUAACAGAUUCAAACCCUGUGGACCUUUUUAAAUAGUUCUGCUGCUAUGUAUCAACACGUUUCCUGGUUAAUCAUUUGUUGAAACACACGUGCUGACUUCCAUGUCAUGUGUCUCUGCAGGUAUAUGAGCAGGCCGGUGAUGAGUGGUCCAGGACUCUAUGAUCCGACUACAAUCAUGAACGCUGACGUCCUGGCCUACUGUCAAAAGGAGGGCUGGUGCAAACUGGCCUUCUACCUCCUCUCCUUCUUCUACUAUCUCUAUGGGUAUGGUAUUAUCUCUACCUCCUCUCCUUCUACUAUCUCUAUGGGUAUGGUAUUAUCUCUACCUCCUCUCCUUCUACUAUCUCUAUGGGUAUGUUAUUAUCUCUGGGUAUGUAGUAAUAACUGAUCUGCCUUAAAGGCUGAGUUUUGUUUUUGGGCUCAUGUGAAUGUGAAUGAAUGUUACACCGUUUCAAUAACGUGUUUCCUCCUAAAGUGUUCUUUUAUUUACAGGAUGAUCUACGUGUUGGUGAGCUCUUAGACAGGUCAGAGAAGAAGAGAGGAAAGGACUGCAUGUAGGAGAUAAAACACUGGUUUUAGUGGCCGGAGGAGAAGCUGAAGUGGGACCUGCAGCGAAGACCAACCAUUCACCACUCAGUGAUUUUCAAGAUGGCUGCAGUUUCAAGAGGCAGGAUUGACUCGACCCCAACGCAGUGCAGAGCGCCAUUACUAUACUGAAACAUUUCUCCCUUUUUUUUUUUUCUUUUUCUUUAAUGAAUAUCGUCUGUCCUCUCGUUCAUCGUUCUACAGUCCCAACACUAAAUGUUUGAGAGGAAGAACGACAGACUUGGGACUCUUAUUCAUUUCUAUUAUCUUGUCAUUAUUUGAAGCUUUUAAACAUUUGAAUUUAAAUAAUGUUUGACUUUUUCUCUUCUUUUUUUUUUGCCCCUCCCUACUUUUGACUGUUUACAAAUUAGAACAGAUUCAGAGCUGUCUGCUUAUUAUGAACUAACACUUAAUUUACUAUUAGGACAUUUUGGAUGUGAAUUAGAUGCCAGGCUUUUAAAAUGUAUUUUAAGGUAUGCAAUGGGGGUUAUCGUAAUUACAUAGAUAAAUCAUUUUCUUGCCCAGACACAUUGAAAACUUGAACUUACCUAAAAUGGGUUUAAAGGGUUGAAUACAUGAUUAGUAAUAUCUUGAUCACCUGAUGGAAAAAUGUGUUGCACAGACGGGGACAAUCAGUAGGGUUGUCGUAAACUAUUUGAUACUUUCUGAACUUUCGUUAGACUUUUAUAGCCCUUUAGUCAUACAUACUCGCUUUAAGGGGUGUUUUUUCCUUUUCAGUAGAUGCUAAUAGGCUAUUUGUGUGAAGCUACAGAAAUCCUAAGAAGAGAUUUCCGUAAUGUGAUCAUGAAACGUUGCUUACGAGGAAUAUCUGUUAUCAUUGAACCUGUUAUGAGCUCAAAGAAAAACAACCAACAAUUCCAUAAUGUCCCGUUAGCCCCCCCAUCUUUAUUGCAUUGUUUUUUUUUUAACGAAAAUAUUUGGUUUAAAUUGUACACGUGCCCCUCCAGCAUGAUUUUAUUUAUUUAUUCUAGAUAGAGAAUGUUAAUCAUCUCCCCAGAUGUUUCACUCCAGUUUACAUUACGACCUAAAAUGGAUGUUGCUGGAGCAGUGAUGUUUUUAUUUUCUCCGACUACUUGCAGAUUUAUCAGGAUUUUAUCAGAUUGUCCUUUUUUUGUUUUAUAUUUCCAAAUGCAAGAUUGUGGGACGACCAAAAUAUCAAGAAUGUUGUUGUCCCCAAGUGUUUUCUGUAUUUGCCAGUUUUCCCACCCUGUAAAAUCAUCAGGGUGGUUGGCAUGUUUGUUAUACGUGUGUUUGGCUUUAAUGUCAAUGUGUUCAUAGUAGAGUAGCUCAUUUUCACCCAGUCACAACUAGUGAAUGAAAAACUUGAGUUGUGAAUCCAAAUAAACCUACCCCACUAUACUCUCUA
This is a messenger RNA of Coregonus sp. 'balchen', 2673 nucleotides long. NCBI's taxonomy places the organism in Eukaryota, Metazoa, Chordata, Actinopteri, Salmoniformes, Salmonidae. The record is from the annotation of a GenBank genome assembly.